Molecule: messenger RNA, 2230 nt
Organism: Vicugna pacos (alpaca)
Lineage: Eukaryota; Metazoa; Chordata; Mammalia; Artiodactyla; Camelidae
Source: RefSeq, a predicted model, not a curated record
CUUGUGGGACCUCAAAUCCCAUGCUGUAUUUGAUUUCCAGGGCACACUUGAUUCAAAACGCCCUUUAGUUCUUCCUCUAGAUCUCAUUUUCUAGUUGUUUAGCAAAUAAUUUUUUGAGGGGUGGGACAGGUGGUAAGAGAGACCAUAAAUGAGUGUCGUCCUCAACCAAGAUGCUGAAAAACACCCCAUGACGUUCUGCUACCAGGUGAAUGGGUCUUGUCCCAGGACGGUCCAUCCCCUGGGCAUCCAGGUGGCCAUCUACCUGGCCUGUGCAGCAGGCGUGCUGAUUACGGUCCUAGGAAAUUUGUUUGUGGUGUUCGCUGUGUCCUACUUCAAAGCGCUUCACACUCCCACCAACUUCCUGCUGCUUUCCCUGGCCCUGGCUGACAUGUUUCUGGGUCUGCUGGUGCUGCCCCUCAGCACCGUCCGCUCAGUAGAGAGCUGCUGGUUCUUCGGAGACUUCUUCUGCCGCCUGCACACCUACCUGGACACCCUCUUCUGCCUUACCUCCAUCUUCCAUCUCUGUUUCAUUUCCAUUGACCGCCACUGUGCCAUCUGUGAGCCCCUGCUCUAUCCCUCCAAGGUCACAGUCAGGGUGGCCCUCAGGUACAUCCUGGCAGGGUGGGGGGUGCCAGCAGCAUACACUGCCUUCUUACUCUACGCAGACAUGGUGGAGAGAGGGCUCGGCCAAUGGCUGGAAGAGAUGCCUUGUGUGGGCAGUUGUCAGCUGCUGUUCAAUAAGUUUUGGGGCUGGUUAAACUUUCCUAUGUUCUUCUUCCCCUGCCUCAUCAUGAUCAGCUUGUAUGUGAAGAUCUUCGUGGUUGCUAGCAGGCAGGCUCAGCAGAUCAACAGCUUAAGCAAAAGCCUGGCUGGGGCUGCCAAGCGUGAAAGAAAAGCUGCCAAGACCCUGGGCAUCGCCGUGGGCGUGUACCUCUUGUGCUGGCUUCCUUUCACCAUCGACACAAUGGUCGACAGCCUCCUUAACUUCAUCACGCCACCACUGGUCUUCGACCUCUUCAUCUGGCUUGCUUACUUCAACUCAGCCUGCAACCCGAUCAUCUACGUCUUUUCCUACCGGUGGUUCAGGAAGGCACUGAAGCUCAUCCUGAGUCGGGAGAUCUUCUCACUGCGGACACCCACUGUCGAUUUGUACCAAGAGUGACUGAAUGCAGGCAAGGGGUGCGGUUUUGAGGAAGGAUGAGUGGAGCUGUGGCAGUGGGCUGUGUGGUGUCAGGAGUUUGUGGGCAGGCUUCCGGGGCAGCAGGGUUUAAGUGGAGGGGCAAAAACAAGGAGAUACAGCACUCCUUCAAUGUUUCUAUAGAACGUAGGAAACGGAGAGAGUGAAGUCAUCUAAGUAUUUACUGGAUAAGUAAAAAUCUAUGCAAAUAUUAGGCUCCUUGUUUAUUACUUCCUCAAGACAACUGAGAUGCAGAGGUGGAGGAAAAAGAGCACUGAGGUCAGAUUUCUGAGUUCUUGUCCUGGUCCUGCCAACAGGCAGCGCCAGGUUAGGCUACUUAGGCAAUCUUUGAACCCUCCUCCUAUCACAGUUUCCAUAUCAAGAAAAUUAAAGGUUUGUACUGUUGGCUCUCUGAGACAUCCUUGAGCUCAAAUAUUGUGUAAUUGAACUUUGGGAAACAUUGUUUGUAUCCUAAUUUUGUAUCACUUUCAUAACCAUGGUCAAGUGUUUGGAAAGUCGCUUUUUCAAAAUGUUCCUUUUAAAAACCCUCCAUCUCCUUGGAACCCAGCCGUUGAACAGGUUGGUAAACCAGGUCUGUCUGUUUCAAUGCUCACUGAGUACAGGCAUUAUAUUCUUGAAAGAAUAUUUUCUCCCUUUUUCUUUAAUAAUUGCAACAUGAAAAUAUGUGGCAGGUUUGGUAAAGUGACCGUGAUCCACAUCUCAUUAUUUUAAUAUUUUCUCCUUUCUUGACAUCACACAAGUUAGUCCUACGAUCUUCCCAGGGACAGCAGUAUAUGAUUUUCUUUGGGGAAACAAGAACUUAUGCCACAUGCUUGCUCAAAACCAAACCAAAUGCUUCUCAGGAGCUAUUACUAGGAAAGGUGUAUCUUCUCUGUACAUCUUGUUUCUGUUUUCUUCCUCGAUCUUUUCCUGCAGGUCUUUAGUCACCCUACUUCCACUGAUGUUUUUCCCUUUUUUUAAAAUUGGAGUAUAGUCAGUUUAUAAUGUUGUGUCAGUUUCUGGUGUACAGCACAAUGUUUCAGUCAUAGGUAU